UUUGUGAAAGAAAGAGGUGAGAAAUGGAAAUAAACCAUUUCCUUUUCUCUCAUUUUGUUUCUCUAAAAAAAGCAGAGAAUUGGAUUUCUAGGGUUUCAUUUCUCAGCCUCACUCUCUCAUCACGUUCCAUUUCAUCACAGCCCUCCUUCUCGUUCCACCACCACCGCCCUCCCUACCGUCCCUCUCCCUCCCUCUCGGCCACCACCACCGCCCUCCCUUCUCUGCUCCGACGAUUUUUGGGAGAAUUUCAAGCAUUUUCCCCAAACUGCUCGAUCUUUGCUCGGAACCCUAAUCGCCCCAUCGUUCGUUUUUUGGGAGAAUUUCAAGCAUUUUCAGAUGGCAAGAUCACCUUCCAGACAAAGAAUAGUUGCCAUAGGUGCAUUUUAUGUCAGUUAUGUUACGAUUCGUUGGUGGAUGUUGUGUACUUAUCAUUUGCGUCGGUCGAUUGAGUCAAUGAGUUUACGUACAAAAUAUUUAAUGAGUUAUCAUAAUAGGCGUGAAAACCUGGUGAGGAUGGUUUAUCAAAGUGAUGUUACGAGUGUUGUUAACAUAAGAAUGAAUAUACAUGCAUUUACAACACUUUGUGAUAUGCUAGAAACUAGAGGGGGACUAAAGGAUAGUAAAAACAUGCUAGUGGAUGAGCAAGUUGCUAUGUUUUUACAUACCCUUGCUCAUAAUGCAAAGAAUAGGAUACUAGUCAACAGAUUUAAUCGGUCCGGGGAAACUGUAAGUCGGUAUUUCAAGUUAGUCUUAAAUGCUAUAUGUCGAUUAC
Messenger RNA from Helianthus annuus (common sunflower), 772 nucleotides. RefSeq lists its product as uncharacterized. Bases 24 to 449 code for a protein of 141 amino acids. The transcript has 2 exons. Lineage: Eukaryota; Viridiplantae; Streptophyta; Magnoliopsida; Asterales; Asteraceae. The record is from RefSeq and is a predicted model, not a curated record.